Molecule: messenger RNA, 1573 nt
Organism: Castor canadensis (American beaver)
Lineage: Eukaryota; Metazoa; Chordata; Mammalia; Rodentia; Castoridae
Gene: Rnf126
Product: ring finger protein 126
Biological process (GO): protein ubiquitination
Cellular component (GO): cytoplasm
Molecular function (GO): ubiquitin protein ligase activity
Source: RefSeq, a predicted model, not a curated record
CGUGCCCUGCGUGCCCUGCGUGAGCGUGCGCGGGCGCGUCCGCCGGCGAGGGAGCAGCAAACGGCCGGCGGCGGGCGCCGCGCGGGGGGCGGGCGGCGCGGAGGCGGCGGUGGCCAUGGCCGAGGCGUCGCCGCAGCCCGGACGGUUCUUCUGCCACUGCUGCUCUGUCGAGAUCGUGCCGCGCCUGCCGGAUUACAUCUGCCCAAGAUGUGAGUCUGGUUUUAUCGAGGAGCUUCCAGAAGAGACCAGGAAUACAGAAAAUGGUUCCACCCCCUCAACAGCCCCCACCGACCAGAGCCGGCAGCCAUUUGAGAACGUGGACCAGCAUCUGUUCACGCUGCCCCAGGGCUAUGGACAGUUUGCUUUCGGCAUCUUUGACGACAGCUUUGAGAUCCCCACGUUCCCUCCUGGGGGACAAGCCAACGAUGGCAGGGACCCUGAGAGCCGGCGGGAGAGAGAACAUCAGUCCCGGCAUCGGUAUGGCGCCCGGCAGCCCCGCGCCCGCCUCACCGCCCGGCGGGCCACCGGCCGGCACGAAGGCGUCCCCACGCUGGAAGGGAUCAUCCAGCAGCUGGUCAAUGGCAUCAUCACUCCAGCCACUAUCCCCAACCUGGGCCUGGGCCCCUGGGGCGUCCUGCACUCGAACCCGAUGGACUACGCCUGGGGGGCCAAUGGCCUGGAUGCCAUCAUCACGCAGCUUCUCAAUCAGUUUGAAAACACGGGUCCUCCGCCCGCAGACAAGGAGAAAAUCCAGGCCCUCCCCACGGUCCCUGUCACCGAGGAGCACGUAGGCUCCGGGCUUGAAUGCCCUGUAUGCAAGGAUGACUAUGCACUGGGUGAGAACGUGCGACAACUGCCCUGCAACCACCUCUUCCAUGAUGGCUGCAUUGUGCCCUGGCUAGAGCAGCUCACCCAGCAACGAGAACGCCACGAGCAACUCCUGAGUCCAGGCUGGCUGCCCCGGCCUCUGGGGAGCACUCGGCUCCUUUUCCCCACCCUGGCUGAGGCUGCUGCAGAGUUCAGCCCCUUACACCUGCAUUGGCUCCAGACCGCCACGGCCCAUGGACUAGAGGUGCUGCUGCUCUGCCGUCCCAGCAGCACCAGGUGGGCCCUGGGCUAUAGCCAAGCUCAGGACUCGGCCUAGCCUGAGCACGCAGCCCCUGGAGGGAAGUCCGCACCUGGCUGUGCUCGGCCAGAGGGGCACAGGCCACCUGUCCCCAAGCAGGCGCCUCCUUUCCGUCUUGAACCUUACCCUCCAAAUGUUCCAUGGCAGAAAGGUUUUUAUGAUUUUAAAUUAUUACUGCUUUGAAAUAAAUGGACGUUUUAGCCCAUGCGUGGCCACACAUGAUCUCUGGAGAGCCAGGUAAAGCUACUCCACCUGGCCAUGCCCCCCCAGGACAAACCAUGGCCCCAGCCCACCCAUGAGCCCCUGGGAAACCAGAGGCCAGGGCCUUCACCACACAGCCAGCUCCGGCCUUGGGACCAUAAGGGUGACCAGCAGAACCAGGAACAAGCCGCUCCAACGGACAUUUUGUAAAGGGAGAAAUACGUGUAUCUUGAAAGCUAUUUAAAA